Molecule: messenger RNA, 853 nt
Organism: Diabrotica balteata
Lineage: Eukaryota; Metazoa; Arthropoda; Insecta; Coleoptera; Chrysomelidae
Source: the annotation of a GenBank genome assembly
UAAAAUUAAUACUUUAAUGAUAAUUAUUCUAUUUUUCAGUCAUAAUUUAAACUAAAAAAUGGUUUUUGAAAUUGAUGGCAAAGUUGCCCUUGUCACAGGAGGAGCUUCUGGACUAGGAUUAAAUUUUGCAAAAUCAUUACUUCUAAGCGGAGCAAAGGGAGUCACGUUGGCAGACAUUAAUGAAAUUGAAGGUAAAAUUGUAGCUGAACAACUUAACAAACAAUUUGGAGAAAAUAAAGCUAUUUUUGUAAAGACUAAUAUAACAGACUAUUCAAAUUUUGAAGAUGCAUUUAAAAUAACGGUGGAGAAAUUUGGAAACAUAGACAUUCUCAUGAAUAAUGCCGGUAUAGCAACUGAUGGUGCUUUUAAAAAGUCAGUAGAGGUUAAUGUUCUUGGAACGAUUAAUGGUAUGAUUUUGGGCAUAGAGCAUUAUUUAAGCAAAUAUAUGUCAAGCGAUGAAGCUGUUAUUGCUCUUACUUCCUCUGUUUGCGGCUUGGAAGGUUAUCCCCAAUGGCCCGUUUAUGCUGCUACGAAAUUUGCAGGAAUAGGAAUGGUUUUGUCGUGGGGCACCCAGUUUCACUAUGACAGGACAAAAAUAAGGGUAUUCGCUCUUUGCCCUGGUCCCACACAUACCAAUUUGCUAGCGGCAAAUAAUAAAUGUUUGGAUCCUGAAUAUGAAAAAGCUUUCGAAUUGCUCGAAGAGGAAAUAAAAAAUACACAAACGCCGGAACAUGUUUCCACAGAAGUAAUGAAACUAUUGAAAAAUGCAAAAACAGGAUCAAUUUGGAUAAUUGAAAGUGGAAAAUCUGCCUACGAAUUCUCUUUGCGUACACGAAAAGAUAUAUUGAAGUAG